AUGAGUGGGAAGCGUACUCGGAGUUUUAAAAUUGCCGUCCAUCAUCGAGACAGGGACGUGUGGAGCGAGAACGAUUUUCAUCUCCUCACGCACGAGCCGCGCUUUUUUCACAGGAUGGUCAGAGCUGUAGCCCACGAGUUCCUGUCGGACGAUCGAGACCGGAAAUACUACGCUGACCACUACACGUGUUGCCCUCCUCCACUCUUUAUCAUCAUUAUUACCCUUAUAGAGCUGGGUUUCUUCACAUACUACACCGUUACCAUGGGGGAGAUCACAACCACAGGUCCUGUUCCGAUCGAUAGUCUUUUUAUAUACCGUCCCGACAAACGGCUCGAAGUUUGGAGGUUUGUCUUCUACAUGGUCCUUCAUGCAGGGUGGAUUCAUCUUCUCUUCAAUUUAUUGGUUCAAGUAUUAGUAGGUCUCCCUCUAGAGAUGGUCCAUGGAUCUCUUAGAAUAGGAACCGUGUACAUGGCAGGAGUGCUAGCAGGCUCUCUCGGAACGUCCGUGUUCGACACCGACGUGUAUCUAGUCGGAGCAUCGGGUGGCGUUUACGCUCUCUUGGCUGCUCAUCUUGCCAACGUUCUUUUGAAUUACAACCAAAUGGAAUUUGGCUUUAUGAGAUUGGUUGGUAUCUUUCUUAUUGCCAGUGCCGACGUGGGGUUCGCCAUCUACGGUCGCUACGCUGCAGAACAACAAGGUCCUCCGGUGUCCUAUGUGGCACAUCUCACGGGUGCUUUAGCAGGUCUCACGAUAGGUCUUCUUGUUUUAAAGAACUUCGAACAGAAACUGCACGAACACUUACUCUGGUGGGUCGCAUUAGGAGUGUACGCCGCCUGUACGCUAUUUGCAGUACUUUUCAAUGUUUUUAACUACUGACACCAGAAAACGAUAAUAAUUACAGAGUAGCGCCACUAGGUGUCCCUACACCUUCCUUUAUGUGUUAAUGUGUGUAUGUAUGUGUGUGAACAAGGCAGAAUACGCAUUAAAACUGUACAAAAAGUGAGAUAUUUAGUAGCUGUCUAUUUCACGGAAGGUGUCGCGUGAAUGGGAUUUGUGGACAGUUAGUCACAUUUAAGAGUUUUGACUUUGUUAAACCAUAUAUGGUUACGAUAUCCAGUGUUUGAGAGGAGGAUGCUAAGACAGUUCCCGGUGAAAUUUAGAGACUAUCCCUAGUGGUAAUGGUAUGCGGUCUGAAGAAGAAUAGAAGGUAAACCACAGAGAACUGUUGAGUUGUCUGAAUACUUAUUUAUGUAACAUGACUCAUAAAAAUUGUGUUUAUAACUUUCUAGCAUGUAUCCACCAAAUUAUAUCUGCGAUCGUUCGUACUCACCUCAUUUAAAACAUUUCAUGCAGAAGAAAAAAUAAUUUUUUUUCAUGAGAUUAAUCUUAGCAAAGCUGUACGACCAAAGUGAUGCUGGCGCCAUCUUGUAGUAGGUUUUAGCUUUACGCUUAUUUCGCUGCCGUCUUAAGAAUUGUAAGAUAACCCUCCAGCUUUUAUCUUGUAGAGAUUAUUGAUUUUAGCUCUCGAAAUUAAUUCAAGGUCGCAUUUGU
Molecule: messenger RNA, 1551 nt
Organism: Limulus polyphemus (Atlantic horseshoe crab)
Lineage: Eukaryota; Metazoa; Arthropoda; Merostomata; Xiphosura; Limulidae
Product: protein rhomboid-like
Exons: 6
Coding region: 1-876 (291 amino acids)
Cellular component (GO): membrane
Molecular function (GO): serine-type endopeptidase activity
Source: RefSeq, a predicted model, not a curated record